Sycon ciliatum is the source of this 6656-nucleotide messenger RNA. Its product is annotated as nuclear pore complex protein Nup98-Nup96-like. Gene Ontology annotation, molecular function: RNA binding; structural constituent of nuclear pore. The transcript has 34 exons. Lineage: Eukaryota; Metazoa; Porifera; Calcarea; Leucosolenida; Sycettidae. Gene Ontology annotation, cellular component: nuclear pore cytoplasmic filaments; nuclear pore. The record is from RefSeq and is a predicted model, not a curated record. Gene Ontology annotation, biological process: telomere tethering at nuclear periphery; protein import into nucleus; RNA export from nucleus. Bases 127 to 5940 code for a protein of 1937 amino acids.
GUUUUGACCGGUUUGGUGCGGACCAUGAGUUGUGGGGAAUUGUCCAUGCCGGGUAGUCAGCGAUUUGAAGAGUAUAAUUUGUAGCACUAAGAACGCUUGUGCCUCUUCACUUUAUGGUUUCACACGAUGUUCCAGAACAAUAAGUUUGGCGCAACGGGCGGUGGAGGGAAUUUGUUUGGAACACAGACACCUCAGAAUCAAUCACUGGCUAGCGGUAUGUUUCGCACCCCAGGCCUAGGCGGUGCCACCGCAACCACUGGUGGACUUGCCGGUCAGGCGCAGGCAGCACAGCCACAGCAGCAAACUGGCGGCGGUCUCUUUGGCCAGAACAAUACAGCAACGGCGGGUGGACUGUUUCAGUCUCAGACUCCACAAAGUGGCAUAUUUCGUACACCAGGCCUGGGCGGUGCCACCGGAACCUCUGGUGGACUUUUCGGCCAGACUCAGGCAGCUCAGCCACAGCAGCAACAAACCGGCGGGGGUCUCUUUGGCCAAACCAAUACUGCAGCGGCAGGUGGUCUUUUUCAGUCACAGACUCCCCAGCAGAGCGGUGUGAUCGGUGGUGGAGGUAACAUCUUCCAGACACCAACCAGUCAAGCAACUAACUCGCUGUUUGGGGGUGCUAAAGCACAGCAGACCACAACACCAUUUGGCAACACGUUUGGUGCAGCAACAGCUCAGAAUGGCACAGCUCAACCUGCAUUCAAGGCUCCCCAGCAGUCUGACACGGUCACCAAAAACAAUCGUACCCAGACCAUUCAGACUAGAUUCCAGACCAUCUCUUCGAUGAAGGAGUAUAGCGGCAAAAGUUUGGAAGAAUUGCGACUUGAGGAUUACGUGGCAAACCGCAAGGGGGCCCAAGGUGGAGCCGCAGCAGGUGGUCUGUUCGGUGCCCAGCAGCAACAAGCUGCGGCAGGAGGGCUUUUCGGACAGCAGACAAGUCAAGCUGGAGGCUUGCUGGGCCAACAAUCAACCGCGGGUGGUGGCUUAUUUGGUAACCAGCAACAGCAGCAGCAACAGCAAGCUGCUGCUGGUGGCCUCUUCGGCAAUCAGCAAAAGCAAGGCACAACUCUAUUCGGUCAGACCUCUGCAGCAGCUGGACUGACCUCCCAGGCUGGAGGCAUCUUUGGUCAGGCUGGCCAACAGCAGCAGCAGGCCGGUGGGCUCUUCAAUCAACAAGCAGGUCAGCAGCAGCAAGCGGCUGGCUUGUUUGGCCAGCAACAGCAGACCCAGCAGCAGGCUGGUGGUCUGUUUGCAGGCCAGAAGACAGGACUAACUGGCCUUGGCACGACAGGCCAGACUGGUGGUCUCUUUGGUGGUGCGCAGCAACAGCAAGGGCAGACUGGCCUCACCCUGGGUGGAGGCGCUGCUGGAGGCUUAUUUGGCAACAAAACUGCCGCAGGAGGUCUUACACUGGGUGGUCAGACACAGCAAGCAGCCGGCGGUAUUGGACUGGGCGGAGCGGCUGGCGGCGGCUUGUUUGGCAACACGGCGGCUGGUGGCUUGACCGGUGGCCUUGCUGGAGGAACGCUGGGCGGUGCCAAUCAGCUAAAGCUUGGUCAAACUGGCACUUUGGGUGGUGGCUUGACUGCCGGUGGUCUUGGUACAACCGGUGGCCUUGGUCUGACCGGUGGCCUGGGAGGACAGGUGGGUGCGACGGGGCUAGGAGGCACUGGUCUCAAGCUGACCGCCGGCGCUGGUCUCGGCGGAGGCAUGGCCGGAUUCAGCUCCAUCGGUGGCGCCACCAGUACAACCAACAGCGCCAGCAGCCAGGUGACAUCCCUGGGUACAGAUGCAGCCACCGCUGCUCAGCAGCAAGCACAGCUGCAACUUCAACUCGCCACGCUGCAUAACUCGCCCUUUGGAGAUUCACCGCUUUUCAAAACUGCCCUGCAGGAUGCAAAGAAGUGGAGCAAGGAUCAGCCAACCCCAGCAAGCAAAUCCUCUACUACUACUCCAUCCCAUAUGAAGGUCAGCUCCAAGGCAGUAGCUCGCCUCCGUCCUCAGCCACUGGUGAGCCGUCCUGCAGCAAAGGCCCAGCUCUUUGAUGGCUUGGAGAGUGAUGUACCCGGAACUUUGUCAUCUCCGGACUUGUUCGUCCCUCGGUCCAGCGUGAAAAAGCUAGUCAUCAAGCCAAAGGCUGCAUCAUCGCCAUCUGACUCAGUCGCAGCGUCUGCAUCUGGAACGCCUUUGCGCAACUCUACUCCAUCCACGGGCAGAGAUGAUGUCACUGAGGCCAGCAUGCCCACUAUGCAUAUGAGCGACGCUGCCUACCCCCAGACACCGCUUGGUACAAUGGGCUUGAUAUCGCCUCCACAGCAACAGCAGCAGCAGACAUCCAGCACAAGCGGUGGCAGCACACGGCAGGCGGCUGACGACAGCGUCACUAGUUUGGGAAACGACGACUCGUUCCGCAGGCCAAUCCGCCGCUCGGGUCGACCAGCCAAUGUGUCCGUGACCCAGGCAUCACCACAAUCACCUCGGUCUGGAUCGAACUUGAACGACAGCAUGGUUACUUUGGCCAGAGGCGAUUAUUACACGGAGCCACCGCUCGACGAACUGGCCGCCAUGGUGAACGGAGACGGUCGCCUGGUCGUGGACAAGUUCACCAUUGGGCGUGAAGGUCUGGGAGAGAUUUACUACCCUGACACAACCGACCUGACUGGUGUCAAUCUGGACGAAACUGUAUUCAUUUGCCAAAGCGAAGUCACUGUCUACCCGGACGAUGAAAGGAAACCUGAAGUUGGCGAGGAGCUGAACAAGCCUGCUAUUAUCACGCUGCAUGGAGUCUGGCCCAAUGACAAGUCCACAGGACAAGCUAUCAAGAGUCCCAACCGCCUGGAGAUCAUGAACUACCGUAACAAGGUGAUGAAGUCCACUGCCAAGAUCGGGGCCGAGUUCAUUGAUUAUCGUGCUGAAUCUGGUUCCUGGGUGUUCAAGGUUGAACAUUUCUCCAAGUAUGGUUUGCCUGAUGAGGAUUCCGAUGCUGAAGAUGAGAGUGCGGCACCACUCAAGAAGAAGAAGGCGCUACAGUCAUCAGAUCCACGCAUUGCUAGCCUCUUGUCCACCAAGCAAGGAGACCAGAAGCCAGAAUCGUCGGGCUUGCUGCCAUUGAUCCCAUCGAAGACUGCUAAGACCCAUGGCCUAGACACCGAGGAAGACACUGAUGGCAUGAUGGCCACACAUGAGCACACAGGCACUUCGGAGGCGACUAAGGAGGCGUCCGUGAACUCCUCAUCCAGGCAUUUUGCCGCCUCGAUUGGACUAAACCCGCACCGUGUUCAGCUGAUGAAAGCCUCGUUUUUCACUGAAGAGGGCGAUGAAGAUGGUAUGGAUAUCACACUGGGUGCUGCACCAUCUUCCUCCCAAGUCUACCAGCCAUCCUCCGCCAGCGAUCGUGGCUUGUUUGCCUCUAAUGGCAGUGAUGAAUCUCCUGGUAACCAAAGUAUGGUAAUGCGUCCGGGGGCAGCUGUUGCCCUGUCUCCCUAUCGACGCACAGAUAGUCCACGCAUGGCAGGAGAUGAUCGUCAGCAGCAACACGCGUCGUCCACGCAGCUUCCCUUCCUGGCACCGGAGUCGUCUUCCAAGCUGACCGCUCACCGAUCAGCUCUCACCCCGCGCAAAACAUUGCUUGGUGGUGGUGGCAGUGGGGCUGCUGGCAGCAUGUCACGUCUUCAACAACAACAGCAGCAGCCACAGCAUACUGGCCUGCAGGCGGACAUUAUCGGCAGUCCCAUGCCCGCACACAUUGCCCGCCUGCCCAUCCUGCCGUCCGGACAAGCGCAGGGCACUGGUCCGCGUAACGAUGCACUGUCUGUUGCCUCCGCACAGCGCUGUCUUCUCCCUGUGCCUGCCGAUCAAUCAAUCACUAGCGGCAAGAUAAAUGUUGUUUCCGACGCUGGACUCAUGUUUGGCCGUUCAUUUCGUGUUGGCUGGGGACAAGGCUGGCGUCUUGUUCACUCCGGUAGCGCUGUAAGCAGUGCAAACAAGGCAACAGCCACCAGUGAAAACCGCCUAUUGACUAUGAUGGGCAAGGCGCCGAUAAGCCAGUCUUCGUCGUACUGUGUGCAGAUUGAGCAGCUGCAUGCCUCUCCUCAGCUGCAGAACAGCAGUGCGGCCAAGGAGCGCAUCACACGCUCCAUGCAGAUUCAGCUCGACUACACGGACGUGUCGACGGACACCAGCGUACCACACCUGACUCCAGUGAAUGGCGUGGAGGCACUGGACUGCCAUGCCACAGAAGCAAAGCAGCGCUUUGAUGGCGCUGCAAACGAUGAAAAGACGGGACUGGAGUACAGUGCACAGGUCUGGGCGUUGACCUCAGCUCUCUGGGGCAAGCUGUCAUCGGCAAACGAACUUGGCGGCUCACCUGACACAGGUGGCAUGGAUACUGGCUUGAGUCUGUCCGAGUCGUACGGCGAACGCAUGGCCCGUCGCCGUGCCGUGUCCCAGUGGCUCAGCUCCGUCACGGCGAAAGAUAUUGGCAGUGUUGUGCAGUAUGCGGCUAGCAGCCAGGUGGAGGAGAGCUACCUGAACGCACUGUUUGCCUUGCUGACUGGUCAGCAGAUAGCAGCUGCGGCACGGCUAGCUAUUGACCAUGGUGACACAAACCUUUCGCGCUUGAUCAGCCAGUGUGUGGGUUCCUCUAGUUUCAGAGAGAACGUCGCCAUUCAGUUACAGCAGUGGAUGGAGAGAAAGACUGACCGCUUCUUGUCACAAGAACGUCUGCGUAUCUAUUGCCUGCUGGCCGGUCUGAUGGUGUGGCAAGGGUCUGACUCGUCCGUCUACGCUUGUGCGUGCGAUGGUGUUGACUGGCGCAGAGCAUUUGCUGUACAUUUGUGGUAUGCCGCUCCUUAUGAAGCGUCCAUUGCUGAUGGGUUUCAGCGGUAUCUGCAAGCUUUCAAGGGCUACAGUGACGAAGAUGGUCGAGUUUCGCAGCCUGCUUAUGCCGUCGCUCCGGAUCCACACUAUUCCGCAGUAAAGGUGUCGUCGCCGUCAGCGACUGCGGACGAUGAUGUGUACGGCGACGGUUCGUUCCACGUGCGCGACAUGCACUUUCACUUGCUACGCCUGUACAGCAAGCAGACCCAUCGCUUGCAGCGGACACUGGACCCCGCUACCCACACUUCGUUUGUGCUGGACUAUCAGCUCAGUUGGCCUCUGUUCUGCGUGCUGAAGAGCCUGAACUAUGAGCACAUGCCCACGUCACUGGUCUCUCGGCUCCACUGUGACUUUGCUAGUCAACUGCUAGCGCUGGACAUGUGGCCAUGGGCAAUUAUGGUUGCUCUUUUCAUUCCACAACGCCAGCUGCGGCAGAGCUUUGUGCACGAGAUUCUGCACCGGUAUUGUCGACUGACUGAGACGUCUGAUCUCACCGAGGAGGACGAAUUCAUAACGGAGCAACUAUCGGUACCGGCCGAAUGGAUCCACCAGGCUAAGGCAGUGCGUGCUCGCUACGAAGGCAAGCACCUGCUAACUGCUCAGCAUCAUCUGCUGGGUGGUCAGUGGAUGGCAUGCCACGGCGUGAUCAUCAAGCACAUUGCCAGCUCGGCCAUAGUCAAUGGUGAUACCAAUGCACUGUUAUCCAUGUUGGAGGAGCUCGAGCCACUGUACCGCAGUGCGAUGAUUCCAGGCUGGAACAGAGCUGGCCAGGUCUAUCUGGACUACCUGCGUCUCUGUCAACGCAUGCUUUCAGGCACUGAGAGUAGCAGUCGUCAGGAUGAGCUCAACGCCGACGUGGUCACAUUGUGUACCCGAUUGGAGCACUUGCCUGUGCGCACUCCUCUGGAUCGCCUUUGCCAGGCUAACAUGGCUAAGACCUGCUCGCAAUUCAUCAAGCCCGCGAACACCUUCCCGCUGCUGCAGUCCCUCUCCUGGUGUGAGCAUGGCCACAUUGGCUUGCUGUCCACGGCUGUUGCAGCUAAUAUUCCCGUCGUGUGAUUUUGUUCCUUGUCAUCUGGAGAAGCAUGUAGUGUCGUGGAGUACAGAGUUAUCUUCAGUGUUUUGUUUGCCACACUGUUGAGGCCAUUGUCGCCGCUGCUGUAUUUCCCCAAUCAGUUCUGUUUAAUUUGUUUUUGUUUGUUUUUACCUAAGAUUAUAUUUUUGAAUCCAUGAAACCCAACUAAUAGUAAUGCCAUAAGGUCAUAACUCGUCGUGUGUUUUGUUUACACGCACACAUAUUCCACUCUCUGCCCUGUUUUUUUGUAUUGACCUAUUUGGUCGUGAUUGCCCCCUUGCCAUUUCCAGGUCAUGUGAUCUGCUUGAAUGCCUUUUUCUUGUAGUUACCCCUCAUAGCUCAUGCCUGCGGUUGAUAGUGCAGCUGUUGUAGUUCUCUGCCAUAACUCUGCUGUAUCCUUGGGUGCGUUACUUCUAUCCUCAAUGGGAGGCAUCGCAGUGCCUUCUGGGAUCAUCUCAGACUUCACACAAUCAUGCUGUACACACUGUGUAGUGACCAGUGACUGAUCUUCCGCCGUCGUCACGUACUUGCUUUUUGCUUCGAACACAGCCUUUUAUUUUGUCUUGCCUCCUGUUGGUGUUCUUUCUAUUCUGUGGAGCUUGUGUCCCUCUGUUUGAUCUUAUCAGCUGUGUAGUUUUGAAUAAAAGAUUGCGUGUCUGAACUGCUUCAGGCUUGCAUGCCUGAACUGACCACCCAAGUA